Molecule: messenger RNA, 5161 nt
Organism: Chara braunii
Lineage: Eukaryota; Viridiplantae; Streptophyta; Charophyceae; Charales; Characeae
Source: the annotation of a GenBank genome assembly
CUGUAGCACCAAAAAACAAAAAAAAAACAAAAUUUUUAAAAAAAUGAUUGUCUGAUUGGUAAUGUGUGAUGCAGGUACGAAUGUUUGAUUUGGAUUCUGAUGAAAACUUUGUACUUUCAGUCACAGGCAUUCCAUCAAGUGGGAAGGGCACUUGCAGAAUCUGUUGUCUUGCCUAUAAUGAUGCAGCCUCAACUCUUGCAGCUGCACUGAAGGAUGGUCGAGUGUAUAUGUGGCGCUACAAGGGGGACUGGAGUGCCAGUGCGAAACAGCUUGAAGAUCGUGAAGAUAGCAUUUCUCGGGAGACCUUGUGGCAGGUACACAUCUCCCGGUUCAUUGCACGUGAAACACUUUCUCACGGGAAUGAAGUUAGGUUGUGGUUGAAUGAUGAUGAUGAUGAUGAUGAUGAUGAUGAAGAUGACGAUGAUGAUGAUGACUCUAAAUCUGCUAAGAACAUAAUAAAAGAGCCCGGAUUCAGGGAGAACUUGGUGGGCGCAGAGAUGCCCAACACCGAUAAGAAGAAAAGGGGUGGGAGCUUUUCCAUGCCCAGGGUACCCUGGGUGGCUGGUGGCCGUGUGCCCCUGCUGCUGACUAUAGUGGAUUUGGGAUCGAUCAGCAGCAAGGUCACGUGGGGUCCAUCAACACGGUUUUUGGCAGCAUUGACAGAGGAAGGUGUGCAGGUUCUAGUGAGAUUUCAGCUCCAGAACCGUAUUCGAGGCAAGUUGGCACUGAUUCAGCUGUCCCCAAACCAGAUAGCAAUCGACCGCAUUGAUCGGCAGAGUGUGCACAUCCUCUUCACAUCCAUGCAAGCCACAAGGAUGGAUGCUUCUGACUCACAUGUACUUGUAUGGAAUGCGAAGUCUGCUGAAGUCCACGAGGUCAACUCGUAUGGCGUGCACCUGGCCUCCACCUUUGCAAUUUCUGGAGUUGGAGAGAUGGCUCUUCAACAGGAGUCCAUAUUCCAGGCCAACAAGGGGGUGAUUGAGAUCUGUAACCUGCAGGGUACAGUGAAGCAGACUCUGAUGUUGGAUGAUUCUCUUGGUCAUGCUACAUACAUGGAUGUCUGUGAAGAAUUCCUUGUUGCGUCAACCUCCAAUUCCUUCAUAAAGAUCUGGAAGAUAAGUGGUCGAGAGGCAAAGCCCCAUGGUCCCGGCUCUGGCCGCAAGGUGGAGAUAGAUGGAAAACCAAUUGGUCCGAUCAGAUCGCUGAGGUGCAAUUGUGAUGGCACGAAGGUCAGUAUAUUGGCAGGCAUUGAAGGUGAGGACGACAUGGAAAAACUGGAUUCGCGACUCUUUGUUUACGACUUGGAGAUUGACAAGUUCCUCGCGUACGACUUCAGGCCUUUUCACAGGAGGCCGCUGUCACAUUGCUGGGAUGGAGAGGAGCCAAAACUUAUGGCAUGUGAGACUCAGCUGGAUGUACAGCAAUUGCAGUCCGAUGGGCUCGCAGCGCGAAGCGAGACUGAGGUCCAGGUCAUAACCUUAUUUGCCACGUCAGAUCAUGGAAUUCUAUAUCAAGACAAGCUCGCUGCAAUCGAGGCUGAGGAACAACGCCAGCUGGCAGUCAAGGCUGCCCAGCUACAGGCUGACGAAGCGGCAACAGCAGAGAAGCUGCGGCUACAGGCCGAAGCAGACGCAGAUGCCCAGGCUCGCCGCAAGGAAGCCCAGGCUCUGCUGCAGCGGCAUGAAGCCAACAGCAUUGAGAAACUCAAGUACUGGCACUUUGAACCGAACGGCGACGAGCCAACACCGGAAGAGCAUCAUAAGGAGUUCAUGGCCAAGCUCGUAAGCAGGUUGGUUUACAUGUGUAACCACCUACAGUCCAAGCUGGCAAACCUUCAGCGGGUCGUGCGGAACCAUAAGAUUCAGCACGAGGAUCCCACACGGGCACUGGACGCCCGUGUACUGGGCCUGGAACAGGCUGUACCCGGACCAGAUGCUGGAGCUUCCAGCAGUGCAUCCUCUAGCCGCCAACUGGAGGAACGCGUUGACCACGAAGUGGCAAUGCUAGGAGACAUAAGUGCCUUCACAGAGCCGGCCACCAUCAGCCAGCGGUUCGAGUUGCUGAACACUAGGAUCAGUCAGCAACAGCAGACAGACCACAGCCACAACAACAGCUCGGCGAGGCCAUACAAGAUGCCGACUGCUCUGUUCAUCAACACCAAGGGAGGUUGUCAGAUCUGGCUCAGCCACAUGGCAGCCAUCCACGGCGUCCAGGUUUCAGACCUGUACGAGAAGGUCUCCUGGGAGGACAUGACAAAGGAAUGGAAGAAGCGGUUCAUCGUCGACGACGCCCCGACACUCGCCGUCAACCGCAUCUUCACGAUGGCUCAAGGGAGCACACCGACACGUGACUGGCUCACGGAUUGGCAGAAAAUCGUGGCAACGCCCGAUUUGGACUUGUCAUUUCCACAUCUGCGGCGUGAGUUCUACAACAGGUCAUGCGCCGCUCUCAGCCUCGCACUUGGUGAUCGCGAGCAGUACAGCACUUUCGCAGAGAUCAUCAACAAGGCGAGAGAGCUCAUCAAGACUGACAGGCCGGCUGCACACGAGAAGUCCACGUGGCAGCCAACCUAUGUGGAGAAGGUACGAACUGGUCCGCGACAGCAGCAGUUCGCUGCAGUCCAGUCGGACAGUGGAGAUAACCCAGCAGCCACUCCAGUAUCAAGUGACGGAGAUCAGGUGGCUGUUGUCCAGUCGCGAAGCAACAACAAGUCCCGCAACAAUGGGAAGGCGAAAUCCGCAUCGCAGGCCGGAAAUGGACAGCCAGUAUCAGCUCGGGAAACUGAGCUCCGUGGAAGACUUGAAGAGCUCGACCCAUUGACGUUCACGGACUUCCAGUGGAUGCCCGUUCCCUCGACCGGACGAUUGCCGAAACCGCAUUGCAAUGUGCUCAUGGCACAACUGCGAGAUUACUUGCACACUGCAGUACCCACUCCGUUGAUGGACGCCGGAGUAGAGGUUGUCGACCUUCACGUCUACAUUGCGAAGAUCGACCGCGAGUUCAAGACGCAAUGGUACGACGACAUCGACGCACCAUUGCUAUAUGUACGCAUUCAGAUCGGGGAAGCGACCUGCAGCGCUUUGAUCGAUUGCGGAGCAUCUCGCAACUACAUCGGCCAGGACUUCAUGGUGCGCGCCGGCCUUGGCCCACGCGUCGGGAGGAAGCCCCAGCCUACGCAAGUCACAUUGGCGCACGGUCACACGCACAAUUCAAUCGACCGGUGCAUUGACAGCGUCCCAGUGUACUUUGCCCCUCACGCAAGUGAGGCGGUGUCCUUUGACAUUUUGGACACCAAAUUCGACAUGAUCUUGGGCAUGUCAUGGYUGMGAAGCAAGGAUCACCCGGUGAACUUCUUCAACCGCACYGUUCACGUUCAUCCACGCAUCACCGAGCUUCUUGACGCCUAUAGUGACGUGUUCGAAGGCCCACAUGGAGUAGUACCGGAUCGACCCAUCCGCCACGAGAUCAUCCUCGAGGACGGGGCCGUACCUCCGCGCGGUUGCAUCUACCGAAUGAGCGAGGAAGAGUUAAGUGUGCUUCGGGCACAACUUGACGACCUACUGGAGAAAUGCUGGAUUCGGCCUAGCUCAUCGCCAUACGGUGCUCCUGUUCUCUUCGUCCGAAAGAAGAACAAGGACCUGCGGUUGUGCAUCGAUUAUCGCGAGCUCAACACGCAGACGAUCAGGAACGCCGGCCCUCUCCCACGCAUCGAUGAUCUUCUCGAGCGAUUGGGCGGCGCCCAGCUCUUCUCCAAGCUGGAUCUCAAGUCAGGGUACCACCAACUCGAGAUUCGCAAGGAGGAUCGCUACAAGACCGCGUUCAAGACACGGUAUGGGCAUUUCGAAUGGCUGGUUAUGCCAUUUGGCCUUACGAAUGCCCCGGCCACUUUCCAAGCGGCUAUGACAACGGAGUUCCGACACAUGCUGGAUCGAUACGUACUUAUCUACCUCGACGACAUCCUGGUGUACAGCCAGAAUUUGGAGGAGCAUGUGGAACACCUGCGCACCGUUUUGGAGCGGCUACGACAGGCCAAGUACAAAGCCAACCGCGACAAGUGUGAAUUCGCGCGGCAGGAGCUGGAGUACUUGGGCCAUUAUGUGACGCUACAAGGCAUCCGUCCGCUCGCGGACAAGAUCGAGGCCCUACGAGUUCCCUACCUCUACUUCUACAAGAAGCCAACCACGGAAAUGGAGGACAGAAAGGAGAGAAGAUCAUUCCACCGGGAAGCUGUCAUGCGCGAUUUUGCAGGGAUGGAGAACAUCGAUGCAAAGACAAGGAAGGCACUGUUGGGAUUCAGCUAUCAUCUGUCCAUUGGCAACAUGGAUGAGGCUUACAAGGCAGUAAAGCUUAUAAAGAACCCAUGUGUGUGGGAGAACAUGGCACAUCUUUGCAUCAAAACAAAGCGCCUCGAUGUUGCCGAUCAUUGCUUGGGAAAUAUGGGCCAUGCAAGAGGAGCAAGAGCAGCGAGAGAAGCAGCAGCUUCAGAACAGGAGGUUGAAGCUAGAGUAGCAGCUAUUGCUAUCCAGUUGGGGCUCAUCGAAGACGCGCAACAACUCUACGUUAAUUGCGGAAGAUAUGAUCUUUUGAACAACCUCUAUCAGGCGUCAGGGGAAUGGGAAAAGGCCGUCGAAGUGGCUCAAAAACAUGACCGGAUACAUCUGUCCACAACUCACUACAAGUAUGCAAAGCACCUUGAGGCCAUGGGUGACCUAACUGGAGCAAUCAAGGCAUAUCAGCUCUCAGGCACACACAGGCACGAAGUCCCGCGUCUACUAUUUGAUGCUCAGCAGCUUGAUGACUUGGAGGCAUAUAUCCACAGCAAUGGGGAUCCGCAAAUGAUGAAGUGGUGGGCCUGCUAUUGUGAAAGCCAAGGAAACAUCGAAAAGGCACUUCAGUAUUACCAUUGGGGGAGGAGAUAAGGAAGAGGAGAUUGGUUGGCAAAGAAGAAGAGCCUUGUCACUGGCCUAUGCUGGAGUACAUCAUCUUCUUCUUCUUUCUUACUUCUUCUUCUUCUUCUUCCCUCUCUCUCCUCUCAAGUUCAUUCAUUUAUUUUUGCAAUUGGACGGCAUUGUACUUUCUGAUGAAUGUAUACUUUGAAAUUGGCCAGGAUCGUAACACGAGUUGUAGCACCGGUCAGAUAUAGUAAAGAUAACUUGUACAG